AUGUGGGUUCCUCUCUGUCUUCUCACACAGGAGAUUUUCGCCUGUUUUACAGACCUCGUCAUCACUUCUAAUCCGGCUAAGGCACAGAUUCAGCUGACAUUUACGGUCAAUAAAACACUUGAUAUUGCUUGUAGUGCCCUUCCAAACACGCCACAGAUACAGCUUAAAACUGGAACGUUAACGUUUACGACGAAGCCAGGAUGGAACUUUAAUGUCAAUGGACCCAAAUCAAUUGUCCUUCCGUGCCCGGACAUGAAUAAUGCAAUUACAGAUUGCAUCCCUGCCAUUUCAUCUAUGUCCAGUGCAGAGUUUAGUGUCACGAGUACCACUUCAGGCAGCGCCUUUCAGUACUCGGCAGUCGUCCCUACCAUUAUUGUCUCUAGAUUCGAUUACAAUAACUGCUGGGCCGAAAUAGACAUCCUGCAAAGCGUUUAUGAAGAUGAUGGCGCCAUGGACAUUAAUGUCAAGCCGCUGUAUUGUGAUAUUCCAGCAGAAGCCAAGCUCUAUGCCAUUUUCCGUAUCUCCGAAGUCGAAACAGCCACAUUUCCAUUGGAGCCUCAGAGCACGAGGGCAGGUGGAUAUGCUCCUCUAGCCUCAGAAUACAUACACACCAAGGCACAAACUUUUAAGAUAAAUUGCAGCACCAUCUCUUCGUCCCCUGCGUCUAAGCAGAAAAUGACAACUGCUGAAUGCACUCGGAUCUUCCGCACCUUUAUUAGCUAUCCCUAUCACCUGGCACGCCUGGGCGCCUCCUUCAGCUUCACCAAUUCAAGCUCCACGGGCGGUGUUGUGGUGAUGCAACCCUCCACAAAUCUGCGCGACAACUCAACAGCUCUUUGUUUCAGCACCGCAUCUGUGCGGCUCUACAGAGACAAGAUCUGCAUGGAACUUGGAGCGCCCACCGCGGAGUCCUCAGCGUGCACGUUGGCUGGAGACGUAAAAAGCACCUACUUUUACUUUAGCUUAUCAGACAAUGUCGAUCCGUUCUACGCUAGCGUGAAGUGCUACUAUACACGACUGGAUCCUGAUUUCACGUUUGACACAUCCGUUAGGAGCCGGUACUGGUAUACUUGUAAAGAUAAGACGUGCAAGGAUACGUUCGCGUCCAUAAUCGACCACCGCAACACCUCUGUCGCCAAGUACGGCGUCUACAUGACAAACUUGGCUGGUCAGGAAGUGAAGCGCUUGCUCUUCACCGCUCAUCCCCCCAAUGUUACUUGCUUUGCCGACAUGUAUGCCGAGGUGAUGGAUGACACCCUCUGCAUACAUGCUACCUUGCCGCCGAACGAAGACCAUUGCAAUAUCCUGGAGCUCCCAUCCACCACAACGUUUAAAGUCAAGCUCUGGUACACUGCCGGCUCCGGAAUAGAGUCUGCUAGUGUCAGUUUAGCCGGUGAAUUCAAAUAUACCGGUGUCUUCGCAAACUUACUAUGCUUUACAUGCUCCAACAAUUGGGUUCCAAACGACAAGUAUUUCAAUGGCAAGUACUGCAGCUCGCAGCUCUCCUUUAUCAAGUCACAAUAUAAGAAGCUGCACUCCUACAUCACCGUCGAGAUAGGCGAUAUUGUAGAGGUCCCCGACAAUGUCUAUUUUCUUGAUAACAGGGGCCUUCUCAUAACUUCUUUGGUUUUGGCGUUGAUUAGUGUAAUUGUGACUGUAACAAUUGUUACGUUGGAGUUCUUGCAGAUUUGUAAAAAGCAGGGGCGCGGAAAAUGA
Giardia duodenalis is the source of this 1716-nucleotide messenger RNA. RefSeq lists its product as uncharacterized. The coding region runs from base 1 to 1716 and encodes 571 amino acids. The transcript has a single exon. The record is from RefSeq and is a predicted model, not a curated record. Lineage: Eukaryota; Fornicata; Diplomonadida; Hexamitidae.